Amorphotheca resinae ATCC 22711 is the source of this 2935-nucleotide messenger RNA. RefSeq lists its product as hypothetical. Gene Ontology annotation, molecular function: nucleic acid binding. Lineage: Eukaryota; Fungi; Ascomycota; Leotiomycetes; Helotiales; Amorphothecaceae. The coding region runs from base 188 to 2935 and encodes 915 amino acids. The record is from RefSeq and is a predicted model, not a curated record. The transcript has 5 exons.
GCAGAGAAAGAGAUAAAAAAAAGGGGGGAUUAAGCGAGUGAACCUUCAUGAAGAUACUGAGCAGAUUCAGAUUCACUGGCCCAGGUAGUAACUUUCCAACCCCGAGCGAUUUACCUCUUCCACCAUAUUCUCAUCUCAGAUCUCCACACCCACCUUUGCUCAACAUCCAACAACAACGAGUACAGCGAUGGAGCCACGCCGAAACAACCUCCCCACGGGAGGCAUUCCGAAUCAGUUCUCUGAUAUGCCGCAGUAUCCUAGUCUCCAGCGUCAACAAAGCACUGACUCGACCGACUCCGCUGAUAGCUUUCGCACCCAGAUCCCUUUGCCUUAUUACCUUCCCAACGAAGCCCAGGCACCGGAGUACAACUUCAUCCCUCAGAUCUCAAGCCCUUGGGCCACGCCUGACCUUUCUCAAACCGCGACCAUGCCGAGCUUCGUGGGAGCGGGCAAGACCUUGAACCCCACCUCCUCGCCCUAUGUGCCUACUGGCUUCUCACCCAUCACGCCUGUCACACAGAGCUUCCAAGGUCCCCCGAUGUAUGCUAAUCCUUACAUCCGGAACAAUUCGAUCUCUUCUUCUUCAACCUCGCAGCAGUCCUUACAGCAAGGUAACCAGAUGGGUGAUAUGCCGCCUUAUCAGACUGCCAAUCAAUACACCCAGCAAUCAGGUCUGCUCGGAGGCCCAGUUGGCGGCAUGCAACCUCACUUUCAACAGCAGCAGCCGUUUGGAGUCACGUCUAAUCCUUAUGGUCAGUAUGGAACUGCUGGGGGAGGUCAGACAGCUUAUAACUCCCAACCCAACAUGUACGCUGCAAGCUCAAAUGGUUUGCCUUCUCCAACCUACCCGCCUCCGAUCACAGGUCAGAACUUCCAGAGCAUGGCACAGCCUGGAAUUGGUGCUGGCGCGACUGGUCAGCCAUGGGGAUCCGCUUUCUCUGGGCCAAGUGUGCACAAUCCACAGGUUAUGAACUCGACCGCUACCUCAUACGGCGUCCAGAAUCAGGGAGGUAGUUAUGGCAUUGGUCCAAAUACCUCUUACAGUGGCCUGCAUCAGGGAACCUUGCAAUUCGUCCGCAGGGAGAGACUCUCGUCUUCGCAGCAGAACAUGCAGCCCUCUAAGCUAGGAACCGCACCAGUUUUAAGUUAUGAGAGCCAAAACAAUCCCCAGAAGUUCGAGUUCGGAGGUCCAGUCCACCCACCAUCGAUGAAGACACCUCAACCUACAAGCACUCCCAGCUCCGUCCAGAGCGCUGGAAAUACGAGCGUCCGUUCAGUCUCCGGUGAUCGUCAGUCUUUGAUGAGUGAAGAACCCAACAUUAACCUCAGCUUGCCUCCGACGCCAGGCCCGAGACCCCAUCAGCUGGAUGUUGAGUUCAGCUCUGAGCCACGCAAUACCGAGACUCCUCACCUUCGAUCUCGACGCGGACAGAGCAUUACAGCCACGGAUCCUUCUCACAAGACCGUCUCGAACUGGCUCGAUAACACUCCCACUGCUGCUAACUCCACUUUGAGAGACAUUCCCGACCCUAAACGCCGAGCUUCACCACCCAAGAUGUUGAGUUUGCUUGCUGCUGCUAGGCCCGAGGCUAGGACCUUGAGGGCAAUCAACGAAAAUGAUCCCUUUACCUAUGGUUCAUCAGGCGCGGCCAAUCCGUUCGCACCGAUGCAAGCCAUCGUUCCCUAUGACAAUUCUCUGCUUGGGCCGGCCGGACGAAACAACAUGGGAGCCAGUCCACUGCUUCGAAACCUGACUGGAAAUGGUACCCGUAAGCCGACUAUCGCGGAGGUUCUUGAUUACAGAAACUUGCCAUUCGCCGAAUAUUGCAGAUUGGCUAAGGAAGACACUUGGGGUGUUGUCAAGAUCAAGAAUAUCCCAUACUCGGUCAAUCGCCCAGAGGUCCUCGCAUUUCUUGGUCGCAACGCAAAAAUUGUUGCAGAGCAGGACAAUGAGCCUAUCCACAUUAUCAUGGAGCGUGUUACAAGCAAGACUUUAGAUUGCUAUAUCGAGUUCGUCAGUCUGAACGAGGCUGUCGCUGCAGUAAAUCGCUUCGAAACCAACCGAACUGGUGGGCGUGGUGGUCGUCUGGGUCAGCGUCAUGUUGAGGUGGAGCUUUCCAGCCAGGAACAGCUCAUGAAAGAUUUGUUCCCUAAGGCGAAGAAUGUCAAGUGGCAUGGCUCCAAGCCUGAGAUUAUUCCCAGAGACCCCAAAGACAAGUUUAAUUCUGGAUUCCAGGGAUUCGUCAGUCGUGAGGAGCUGGUCAUGUUGGUGAAGCACGUUGAGUCGCCACAGCGAUCUCCGUUCUCGAAGGAGUGCCCUCAGCGCCCAUUCGAGUGCCUCAUCAGUACUUUGCUCAAGUACCCAUGGUAUAUGGUCGAUUACAUUACCAUCGAAGACCGCAGCCUGUUGCACAAGGCUACCAUUGACUUGUUGACCCUUCUAGUGGAGCGUGUCAACAAUGACAAGGAGAACCUCAGUCUCACUCCGAUGCUUCUGAAGCGUGUUUGGAAAGCUGCCUUGAAGUGUCCUGGCUUCACGCCUGCAAUGAAAGACGAUGUCGUCUUCAUCUGUCAGAUUGAUGACCAAACAGCCAUUGAGUAUGGAGUUCCGCCAUACGCAGCCUAUUGGAAGUAUAUCUGGACAAUUGGCCCUAAACCUGGUGCUCCCAUUGAUGUGCUAUUGUGGUACAUUGCGAUCAUUCGCGAAACCACGGAAUCCAAGCAGCAAUUGUCGCUCGCGGAGCAAGCUGCACGGGGUGAACAGAAAAAGGAAUUGAAGCUGUUCGGCGAUCUCGACUUGCACUUUAACUUCCCCAAAAACAUCGCACAGAUGAAAUUGGCUGAGGUCGCAAGAAUUGAGUGGUCGGCGAUCGAAAAGCUUUUGAGGCAGGCUCUGGGCCCAAAGGCUUUGCCGUCGAGCGAGCAAUCGUACUGA